ACCGCAGAAAAUAAAAACAAUUUUAAGUAUAUUGUAUAAAAAAGUUGCAAAAUUAAUUAUUUAAAUUAAUUGUGCUAAAGUGUUAAGUGCUUGGAAUAACAAGAGCAACGUCUGAGCUUUAUUGAAAAUGGCAUUCUUUCGCAAAUGGAAAACCCACUACAAACACAAAAAGUUCACAUCGGAUGAUGUGGUUGAUGAGAGUGAUUACAAUUCAAAGAAACAAUCAAACCAGCCAAAUAUUGAAAAUAUGAAAUUAGAUAUAGAUUGCCUAAGUUCAGAUGAUGAAUUAAAUGAUGAUCCUAUAUUUGAGUCCUACGAUAUUAAGUACCUAGGUUGUACGCCAAUUGAUGCGAAGAGAUCAGAAAAAUUAACAUCUGAAGCGAUCAAAACAGUUAUAGCAAAUUCUAAAGCUGGGGGACGUAAAAAUAAAACCCAAAAACGUGUUAAACUCAAUAUAUCAGAGGAUGGGCUUGAAGUACUUGAUUUCCAGACACAAGAAACGCUUUUACGAUUUUCGAUUUAUAAAAUUUUCUAUUGUACUGUGGAUGCAGCGCAUGACCAUACAUUUUCUUUUGUAAGCUCCGAAAAAGAUACUCUAACCGAACAAGAGAAAUUGUCGUGCCAUGUCUUCUACUGUCGAAAACGUAAGGUUGCGCAUGAGAUUACAUUAAUGGUGGCACGCUGUUUUGAGCAUGCAUAUCAGCAUUGGCGAGACGCAGUCAUCCAAAAUCAGAAAAGUAAUAGCGUUGACUUAACAGAUAAUGCAAUCCGAAAACAAGUGCUAAAAGAGCAAAACGUUAAUGGCAAAAUCGAAUCACGAGCUGAGGUUCAUCAGCAUAAUAACGAUGAACUCAAAACCGAUCAUCUUUUAAUCGAUUUAGCUGCUCCCGAUAAUGACAUGCGAAAAUAUUUACAAAAUACUUGGGUUUCGUUCGAUGACGAUGGACGAGAUGGUGGACAGUUGGUGGCUUGUUAAGUGAAACUCGAAUUUCUUAUUCU
Teleopsis dalmanni is the source of this 999-nucleotide messenger RNA. RefSeq lists its product as uncharacterized. The record is from RefSeq and is a predicted model, not a curated record. The transcript has 2 exons. NCBI's taxonomy places the organism in Eukaryota, Metazoa, Arthropoda, Insecta, Diptera, Diopsidae. The coding region runs from base 128 to 976 and encodes 282 amino acids.